Cadophora gregata is the source of this 513-nucleotide messenger RNA. RefSeq lists its product as uncharacterized. The coding region runs from base 1 to 513 and encodes 170 amino acids. The transcript is spliced from 2 exons. The record is from RefSeq and is a predicted model, not a curated record. Lineage: Eukaryota; Fungi; Ascomycota; Leotiomycetes; Helotiales; Ploettnerulaceae.
AUGUGGCGUCAUGGCUGGGUACAUAUCCGCAAACGGAGAUUUGGACUGGACCAAUGCUCAUCCGAAUACAACCUCGCAGUCCGAGCCCCAUCACACUCUACUGCAACAAAACGUUCAUCACGCCUGCCAUCGCAUGCGGAUUCCAGUGAAUCGGAGUUUGAGAACGGUCUAGAAAGAAGUGAGACUGUGCCAGUAAGAGGAAGUAGAACUGGAAUUGCUAUCCGGAAAUCAGUUCGCAAGAUCAGUAAUAAACUCCGCAAGAGUCUCGAACAGCUCGAAAUUGAGACCUCGGUGGUCCUCGUGCAGCAUUCGAAAACCGGUAUUAUGACUCCAACACCUGGCAUCGAGGGCGGACCGAAUGAGGAUGACUUCUUCACAGCUCCCACACAUGGGAAAGACGGCACGGCUCGCAUUAGGACAGAAGUGUCGUGUGGCCAAGAUGGUCUGAGCAGUGACAGAGGUCCGAAAAGUCAUAUAACCAGGUUCUUGAAGGGAGAUCAAGGAUGUGGGUGA